AGUUCGCGUGGUCGCAGUAGACAAAACAUUGACUUUCCGCCGUUUUCCCCAACGCUUUUCUUCUUUGAUUAAAUAACCAGGCAGUGCCAAGUGCAGUUGUCGCCUGAAAUUAGCCUAAAAUGUUUUCACUUUCUCGCCACGCACUGCGGCGCACUCGAAUUUUCGCCACAAACCGCUACUUUUCAGAUUCACGUCAAGACAGCGACAACCCGGCGAAAAGGUAUUCCGGCAAAGCGACUAUGGAUAACAAGAGCGAAAAGGUUACAGUGAACAAGGAGGAGCUGCGCAAGCGCCUGACCCCAAUGCAGUAUCAGGUUACCCAGGAGGCAGGAACAGAGCGCCCAUUCACAGGCUGCUACAACAAGCACUACGAGAAGGGCGUGUACCAGUGCAUCGUGUGCCACCAGGACCUGUUUAGCUCGGACACCAAAUACGAUUCCGGCUGCGGAUGGCCGGCCUUCAACGACGUCCUCGACAAGGGCAAGGUCACCCUGCACCGCGACGCCAGCAUACCAGUAGUCAUUUCGAAAACGCUAGGCAUGGUGCGCACAGAGGUGCGCUGCUCCCGCUGCUCCGCCCACAUGGGCCACGUCUUCGACGACGGACCGCCGCCCAAGCAUCGCCGCUUCUGCAUCAACUCCGCCUCCAUCGAUUUUGUGAAAAGCUCGGCGCCAUCGAAGGCGGAUCCUCCGACGGCCUCGUCCAAGAAAUAAUGACCGAUAUGCCUGCGAUUCUCAACGAAGAUUAUAUCCGGAGGAGCCCCAUAUAGACCUGGAAGAUAUACUGUAUACCACGGGGAGUUAGAGCAGAUAUAUCUCUACAGCACCUUUCUAAGACCUUCAUGCCUGAAAAAAGAUUUUUCGCAAUUUUAUAGGAGUUUAUUAUGCUAAAAAAAAGUUUAACAAAAAACAAAGCUUGUACAAGAACGAUGUUUGGAAAUGUAUUAUGGAACGAGGAGUGAGAGAUUAGUGUUGUAGAUCAGUCCAAGAACCCAUUUACUUAUCUUUCCUUUCACCUUUCAUCUAAGUCUACUCUGUUUCGGUUUCAAAUCUCUAUUAUACUGCCGGAUGGUGAAAAAUUGAGUAAUUUUAUAAAAGCUUAUUCCGGAUUUGUAAACGAAAAAAGGAAUCUAUAAUUCCUGUUAUUGGUUUAUGCACACUUUUUGGUUGGCCCUCAUCUAUUACUGAAUAGUACGAACUCUACUUCUUUUGUUACGUAAUCUUAGGAAAUAUUGUACGUUAAUAAUAUUUAACAUAUUUCGUAGGAGUUUACAUGUUAAAUCAAACAAUUAUGUUUGGGCAAAGUUACAAGUGUAUUAAGGAUCAGUCUAGGGUUUCCAUAUUUGGUUUAUCUAAGUUUUUUUUCGGUUGAAUGUCAUCUUACACCCCUUUUUCAGUUAUAAAUCCACAAAAAAAAAGUGGAGAACAUAAAAGCUUAUUUCAUAUUCCCAUUUCGAUCAUUAUCCAAGGUCGGUUGGCUUUAUUUUUGGGCCAGGGCCAUUAUGUGUUUGUUUGUAAGUGUGUAGCGCUUUUAUUUUAAAAUAUUUCCGCAUAUGUAUUUUAUUUGCUGGUGUUGUAAUUUGUUUUCUACGAUCUUGCUUUUAUUUAUAAUUUUGUUGCUUCUUACUCAUGGUCAAUGUCUUUUUGAAUAACAUAACUCUAAUAUUGUAACCAACAUUAUAUCCAUAAACUUUAUAGAGUGUCUCAAGCCAAUCGAAUAAUGUGUAUUUUCGUAUAUUUUCUAUUUCUCUUUUUUUAACUCGCUUCCAAAAACAAAACAAAAACAAAAAAAAACUAAAUGUACGCCUAUAAACGUUAUUUGGGGGUUUGUUUUGCUAACAAAAAACACUACUCACUGCUGAAAUUGUAACACCCAAUACACGACACAUAAAAUGCUUAAUUAACCAAAAUAAUAUGUACACCAAAUCACUCGGAAAACGAUCAUUAUUUCUGAUUCGUCAUGUUUUUCACCUAAUUUAUGUGAUUUCAUUUCAUCAUUUUCAACUGCCGCCGUCCAUUCUUAUUUAUCGCUCUCUUCUGCACCACUUCUUUCGCCUUGUUCUUCGCUCUUCGAUGCACCUCCCACUUAUUUGCCGUGAUUUCUUCGAUCUGUCUCUGUUUUUAUCUUCCUGCUUUUCAUUUAUCACCCAUUUUGCAAUCAAUUUUCUAUUUCUGUUGAUUUGUUUACAACGAAAACUUUGAAUUACCCUUGCAAAACGAUCCAAAAAAAUUAAAAUAUUGUAAAAAAAAAUGUGAAACAAAUGCGCUACAAAAAAAAAAACAAAACGUAUCCAAUUAAUCCCACAAAAU
This is a messenger RNA of Drosophila rhopaloa, 2309 nucleotides long. It is a transcript of the gene SelR, whose product is annotated as methionine-R-sulfoxide reductase B1. Lineage: Eukaryota; Metazoa; Arthropoda; Insecta; Diptera; Drosophilidae. Gene Ontology annotation, molecular function: peptide-methionine (R)-S-oxide reductase activity. Gene Ontology annotation, biological process: protein repair; response to oxidative stress. The transcript is spliced from 4 exons. Bases 120 to 713 code for a protein of 197 amino acids. Gene Ontology annotation, cellular component: cytoplasm. The record is from RefSeq and is a predicted model, not a curated record.